AUGGCGAUGGAGUCGAAAGUCCUUUCUGAGGCACUGGUCGCGUGGUCAUCUGGUCAUAUCGCCAGUGUUGACGCAUCUUACGAGACCACGGCCCUUGAGGCGAGGUCGAUGGCCCUGCACGCACUUGCGAAAUCAGUGGCCUCGCCGUUGGAUAGCAGUGCAUGUCACGAGACGAACACCGCUGCAUGUCUAGUCCUUCUGACUUCCGAAGUCUGUCAAGGCGAUCGAGCUGGCUGGUACAAUCACCUGCUGGGUGCCAAACAUAUCAUUGAGUCCGCCAAGCACACUGCAAUCGGUGGAAAUACAAUAUUGACCGGCCCAGAGGUCUUCAAGCAGAGCCCCGAAGGACAGUGGGUGUUGCGCAAUUUCGCGUACCAUGAUGUCCUCGGUAGCGUGACAUUGGGCCGACCUCCUUUGAUUAGCGCCGACUACCUCGAAGGCAUUACAGAUGUGGUUGACACUUAUCUAGGAGUCGCUUCAGAGGUCCUCACUUUUAUAUCCGAAGCCAGCUCCUUUGAUCAUGAUAGCUUGUUCACCCUUACGGCACCUGAAGAUUCUCUUCUGUUUUCUAUGCAGCAACAAUUCACAACAUCUUUGGAGGCUUAUCUCGAAGUCAAAAGGAAAUUGCAUGCUUGGAGAUGCGAUGCCUCAGCAAAACCUGAACUGGCUGCUGUAGCAUACGCGUACCGCAGCGCAGCUCUCAUUCAUGUCUAUCGACGGAUCCGUAGUCUUUUAAGACUCGGCCAAGCGAUGAAUCACACCAUCCCUACCGAGGAGUUCAUGGAUGAUAUGAUAUCAUCCAUCAGUGCGGGUUUGAAGUAUCAGGCAAAUCAGAUACUGGCACAUGUAGCAAAGAUCCCGCUCAAUGACGUUCCGGAGUCGGCACUUCUCUUUCCCCUUUUUAUGGCUGGCGGCGAGGUUGAUCCGACGGAGGCCAGUCAACUCGAGAUGAUACGAAUGCGUUUGAGGAUGAUCCUUGAAAAGAGACAUUUCGUCAACGUUCUUUCCGCGCUUGAGGUCCUUGAAGAGUUGUGGAGCCGCAAACGAGAGCAUCCUGGCCUAAAACACGAUCCCGAAAUUGUCGUCGAUUGGGAAGAUAUUCUGAAGGCCCAAGGGGGAUUGCUUCUCCUUACAUAA
Molecule: messenger RNA, 1137 nt
Organism: Exophiala aquamarina CBS 119918
Lineage: Eukaryota; Fungi; Ascomycota; Eurotiomycetes; Chaetothyriales; Herpotrichiellaceae
Exons: 1
Coding region: 1-1137 (378 amino acids)
Biological process (GO): positive regulation of transcription by RNA polymerase II
Cellular component (GO): nucleus
Molecular function (GO): transcription cis-regulatory region binding; DNA-binding transcription factor activity
Source: RefSeq, a predicted model, not a curated record